GACUGUUUUUAAUCAAAUAUUACCAUUAGUUUCAUAACCAUAAAUUUUCACGGAAUGGGCCGUGCUUACCGUUAAAUAUAAAUAAAUAAAGUUAUAAUAUUAUAAAGUUUGACGAUUUUUUCAAAAACUCUUUUUUUGAUGUUCUGUUUCUAAUUUAUUACCUUCUAAUCACAAAAUUUUGCAUUAGCGUAGCACAUAAGACAAAUCAAUCGUCUGAAAAUCGUCAAUUUGGAAACAGCUCAUCAUGCCAGACUCUGGGCCACCGGAUCUGAACACUUAUCAACAAAAGAAGACUUUGGCAGAAGGCAUGAUGGAUCUUGCACUAUUUUCGGCCAACGCAAAUCAAUUGAGAUACAUAAUUGAUCAAGAAUCUAAGACCUCUCACAAGUAUUAUAUUGUGUCAUUGACUAGCAUUAUUUCAAGUCUUGUAUUGCAGAUUAUAGUAGCCAUAGGACUGAUCUGGAACAGCAGUUAUGACGUUAAAAAAGAAGACCAAGUUUCAAGAGCAAACAAAGUAAAUAAUUGGACACUGAUGGGAGUUUUCUUGAUUACUAUUAUAAAUAUGUUCAUUUCGGCAUUUGGAAUUCCUACAUAAAUCAAGCUCAACAGAAAUUCAACGAAAUACCGUUUUCUAUAAAAGAACGAGACAGUAAGGAAUGGGAAGAAAUUUAAUGAGAAGAUAGCAAGUAAAACUCAAUUCUAUAAUUGGGAAAAAUUGAAGAAUUCGUUGAUGAAUAACAGAAGUGUUAAAUUUCAAAUCAUUAUGAGUAAGUUGAAAUAACCUAUCCGCUAUCCCAAGAAGAAUUUAACAUCUGAAUAAAAUCAUCAAUCAAAAUGUACUUUCAAUUUGUAAUUCAUUAAAGACAUUUCAAUUGAAUACACUUUCAAUUUUCAUCGGUGAAAUAAAAUCAAUUAGAACGUUCACUUGAGAAGAUAG
Molecule: messenger RNA, 937 nt
Organism: Nilaparvata lugens (brown planthopper)
Lineage: Eukaryota; Metazoa; Arthropoda; Insecta; Hemiptera; Delphacidae
Product: ninjurin-2
Exons: 3
Coding region: 245-595 (116 amino acids)
Biological process (GO): tissue regeneration; cell adhesion
Cellular component (GO): membrane
Source: RefSeq, a predicted model, not a curated record